Molecule: messenger RNA, 507 nt
Organism: Cylicocyclus nassatus
Lineage: Eukaryota; Metazoa; Nematoda; Chromadorea; Rhabditida; Strongylidae
Source: the annotation of a GenBank genome assembly
AUGAUUACAGACUUUGGAGAAGACGCUAUGGGUCUGGGUCAUGAUGAAUUGCGGAAGGGAAAUUCGAUCGACCUCGUUCGAUCAAAAUUUUAUCAAGGCCUGGGAAAUAGCAACGCCGAGAGGAACGAGGCGCUCGAGCAAAUGACCAGGGAAAGGGAGAAAUGGCGACCUUGCCUAUACAGGUCGCUACAGAAAGCCCUGAGAGACGUCCGAGCCUACACAUACGAUGAAGUUCACGGGAAAUGGAAGCCAAGCAGUCGUCAGAAGAGAGUGUUACAGUCGAUGGAAAAUGCUACAUCACAAGCCGAUCUAGCUGAUUGACUGACGUCUCGAGGAGCAAGGAUUCUCUUUCUAUGCUGAUUUGAUCUUGAUUGUUUUCCUGCCAUGUGAUUGUAUUGUGAUCUAUUGUUUUGUGUGCCUUUCAUCUUUCCAUGUAUUGUCGUUAAUGAAUAUGUUUGUACUAGGUUCUUGGCGUUGUAGUUAUUCGUGAAAAAAGCUUGCUUUGUG